This is a messenger RNA of Gasterosteus aculeatus aculeatus (three-spined stickleback), 1968 nucleotides long. Its product is annotated as ADP-ribosylation factor 1. Lineage: Eukaryota; Metazoa; Chordata; Actinopteri; Perciformes; Gasterosteidae. Gene Ontology annotation, molecular function: GTPase activity; GTP binding. The record is from RefSeq and is a predicted model, not a curated record.
GUUUUUGUGUAAAGUUCUCUAUCAUUGUUUAUUUCUUUUGUUCAACGCUAGAAAAUGCAGUGGUUAAGAAAGAAAAAAAACUUGGGCUUAGUUACCCUAUGCCCCACUUUACACCAUCAGAAGUUCCUAUUUACUAUUCUAUAAGGGCGGAGUUGUUUAUUGUUGAUUAUCUGAUUAAUCCGAGGUGUAUCAUAUCAUACAUUAGUCAUUAAAUCCCACAUAAAUAAAACCAAAUAGCUUCCAAAACUAGUGAUAUAUAUACCCAUAAAUGUUACUGUUACUGUAACAAAUCAAAGCACACAUGUUUCAGAAGUAAAAUAAAUAGAAAGUAUUGCAUUGAUUAUUAUUUUAACAAUUGUGAGAAUGUAUUGCUUAGAUCAUUUGUCCAGGCUUACUGUAGUACAAUCUUGUGCACAUCAUUUAUCCUAAUGUCCCUGUGAUGUCACUGCUACAGGACAUCUAGCCAGGAAGAAACAACAAUCUUCCUGAUGUACUAACAUGGACUUCCUGGCUGCUGGUGUGAAUGACGAUCUGCAGCAGGUGUGAUGUGACUCCUCCGACUGUGCUGCGGUAACCAGAGAACUAUAUGCAGUUGGUUGCACGGUCGCUUUGGAUAUUAAUAGCUUUACUGAAAGCUACGCAGACACAAAAGGGGGAGGGACCCCUCUGCUGGUCCGUACAUAAAGCAUCCUGAUUGUAGGCCGUCUCCAUAAGAGAGCAGACACACUAAGCCUACAGAUAGUCAGUACAAAAGGAGCCACUGGGUGCAUGCAGCUGAGUUUACACAGCUAAACAAAAAGACGAAGCCUGCAUUUUUUAAUAUAGACACAAGCUACUAUUUUAGAACAUGGGCAUGCAUGGAACCAAGCCUAAGAAACAAGCACAGGUCUUGAUGCUGGGCCUGGACGGAGCAGGAAAGACCACUCUGCUCUAUAAGUUAAAGUACAACGAGACCGUGGUGACGGUUCCAACCGUGGGCUUCAACGUGGACACACUGGAGACCGACAGGAGCAGCCCGGGCUUGACGGUGUGGGACGUGGGGGGCCAGAAGAAGAUGAGGCCCCACUGGAGGCAUCACUAUGCUGACACAGCCGGACUGGUGUUUGUGGUGGACAGCUGUGAUCAGAAACGACUGGAUGAGGCCCGCAAGGAACUUCAUCGGGUCAUAAAGUUUGAGGGUCUCAGAGGAGUUCCUCUCGUGGUCCUGGCCAACAAACAGGACCUCCAGGCAGCUGUAAGCCCAGAAGCACUUUGCGUGACGCUGGACCUGAGAAGAGUGUGCGAGGGCCGCGCCUGGUUCAUCCAGCCCUGCUCAGCUACCACCGGCGUGGGACUAGAGGAAGGUUUCAGGAGGAUUGUCUAUCUGAUGAAGACUCCAUUUAAACAGACUCAAGAGGACUUUAAGAUUAAGAUGAAGUCCAAGGGCCUCAGUAUCACAGCUGUGAAACAGGCUUUGCUCUGCAGCAGAUGAUGGAGGACAACCGGUUUUGAAGAUUUAUUCAAGUGGAAUGAUUCCUCUUGCCCCGCCUGUGUAAAUCCUCAGGAAAUCGCCUCAGCGUGGUUUUCCGAAGGAUUAACUGCGAGGAGGUGAUAAAAGAACCACAUCUCUGUGGUAAAAAGCCCUUUUACUCAUUCGUGGGGAAGACAAAGUGUCCUUGGACCAUCGUGAUAACCACUGAGGAGGCUGUGUGUUAUCUCAGGUUAUAACAGCUGGUGUGUUACAAGCUGGUAUGAACCGUUCGCAAACAAUUCAGUCUGAGUGUUUUUAUGACAGAAACUGGCUGAUAAAAACCUGCAUUGUUCAGUCAAGAUUCUGUGGCUCAAAGAAAUGUUGUUCUCGACUUUUGCAUUAUCGGUUCUUUUUUAGCAGUAAUACAUUCGUUUGAAUAAAAUGUACAAGGCCUGCUUAUACUGUUUGUUUCGUUUAUUGAUUGCAAUAAAAACACAUAAAAACAAAAAUAAGGAGCU